Messenger RNA from Heteronotia binoei (common prickly gecko), 4621 nucleotides. RefSeq names its product ATP binding cassette subfamily B member 7 (gene ABCB7). Gene Ontology annotation, molecular function: ABC-type transporter activity; ATP binding; ATP hydrolysis activity. The transcript is spliced from 15 exons. Gene Ontology annotation, biological process: intracellular iron ion homeostasis; transmembrane transport. Gene Ontology annotation, cellular component: mitochondrial inner membrane. The record is from RefSeq and is a predicted model, not a curated record. The coding region runs from base 7 to 2082 and encodes 691 amino acids. NCBI's taxonomy places the organism in Eukaryota, Metazoa, Chordata, Lepidosauria, Squamata, Gekkonidae.
CCACCAAUGUUAAAAUGGCAGCGUUCAGGGAGAUGCUAUUCAAGGCAACUGUUAGAUGCUGCAAAGAAUCUUCAGGGGUGGUCACAGAUAGAUAAAAGAACAUGCUGGCAUGGACAUGCAGGUAGAGGACUUCACUCAGAUCCAAAAGAAGGGUUGAAAGAAGUAGAUGGCAAAAAGAUCCUCAAAGCUAUGCUGUCCUAUGUGUGGCCCAAAGACAGGCCUGACCUGCGUGCCAGAGUUGCCAUAUCAUUGGGGUUUUUAGCCGGAGCCAAGGCUAUGAAUAUAGUGGUUCCCUUCAUGUUUAAAUAUGCAGUAGAUAACCUCAACCAGAUGUCUGGAAAUGUUCUGAACCUGAAUGAUGCACCAAAUACAGUUGCAACCAUGGCAACGGCUGUUCUGAUUGGAUAUGGCCUCUCACGAGCGGGAGCUGCUUUAUUUAAUGAAGCUAGAAAUGCUGUAUUUGGGAAAGUAGCCCAAAGCUCUAUUAGAAGGAUAGCAAAGAAUGUCUUUCUCCACUUGCAUAGCCUGGACUUGGGUUUCCACCUUAGCAAGCAGACAGGAGCGUUGUCAAAAGCCAUUGACCGAGGAACCAGAGGCAUCAGUUUUGUUCUCAGCGCUUUAGUAUUCAAUUUGGGCCCCACCUUGUUUGAAGUGGCACUUGUUAGUGGAAUUUUGUAUUAUAAAUGUGGAGCACAGUUUGCACUAGUAAGCCUGGGGACUCUAGGAGCUUACACGAUAUUCACAAUAGGAGUUACACAGUGGAGGACUAAGUUUAGGAUAGAGAUGAACAAGGCAGAUAAUGAUGCAGGCAAUGCUGCCAUUGACUCGCUGCUGAACUAUGAAACUGUGAAGUAUUUCAAUAACGAAAAGUACGAAGCCCAGCAGUAUGAUGGGUUUCUGAAAUCCUAUGAAAAUGCAUCAUUGAAGACUACCACUACCCUCGCUCUGCUUAACUUCGGACAAAAUGCUAUCUUCAGUGUGGGUUUAACAGCCAUCAUGGUGCUGGCCAGCCAGGGAAUUGUUACAGGUAACCUGACAGUUGGUGAUCUGGUAAUGGUGAAUGGAUUGUUGUUCCAGCUUUCUUUACCUCUUAAUUUCUUGGGAACUGUGUACAGAGAGACAAGGCAAGCUCUCAUAGACAUGAACACCUUGUUCACACUACUUAACAUAGACACAAAAAUAAAAGAUAAAGAGCUGGCUCCGCCCCUGCAGAUCACGCCACAGAGUGCCACCAUCGCCUUUGAUAACGUGCAUUUUGAAUACCUCGAGGGGCAGAAAGUUCUCAGUGGCGUCUCUUUUGAAGUUCCUGCAGGAAGGAAAGUGGCCAUUGUAGGAGGCAGUGGGUCAGGGAAAAGCACAAUAGUAAGAUUAUUAUUCCGCUUUUAUGAACCGCAAAAGGGCGAUAUCUAUGUUGCUGGCCAGAACAUACAAAACGUCAGCUUGGAAAGCCUGAGGAGGGCUGUAGGAGUUGUACCACAGGAUGCUGUUCUGUUCCACAAUUCCAUCUUCUACAAUCUCUUGUAUGGCAAUACCAGUGCGUCUGCAGAAGAAGUCUAUGCUGUGGCUAAGCUGUCAGGGAUCCAUGAUGCUAUUCUCAGAAUGCCCAACGGGUACAACACACAAGUGGGAGAGCGAGGCCUGAAGCUGUCGGGAGGAGAAAAGCAAAGAAUUGCUAUUGCUAGAGCCAUCUUGAAGAAUCCUCCAAUUAUCCUCUAUGAUGAAGCUACUUCAUCUUUAGAUUCAAUUACGGAAGAGAACAUUUUGAGUGCCAUGAGGGACGUAGUGAGACACAGAACAUCCAUCUUCAUUGCACACAGAUUGUCAACAGUGGUGGAUGCAGAUGAAAUAAUUGUACUGGAUCAGGGUAAAGUUGCAGAGCGUGGAAAGCAUUUGGAUCUCCUUACCAGCCCCAACAGUCUCUACUACGAAAUGUGGCACACACAGAGCAGCCGGAUGCUGAACAGGAACGUCAGCCCUCGGUGGGAAGAGAGGAGCAACCACAUGUCCAAAGAGGAAGAAAGGAAGAAACUCCAAGAGGAGAUCAUCAACAGUGUGAAAGGCUGCGGGAACUGCUCGUGCUAAGUACAAGCCCAGGCCCAGAUCUUUGCACUGACACUGUUCUCUGCGUUUGGCAGAACAAUCCUGGCUUGUAAGAAGGCUUUUCUCAGUGGAACACCAGUUUUUAGCCAAAGGAUUUUUAGUUCUGCUUCUUGACAUCCCUAAUAGCAAUGAGAUUGUGGGGGGGGGGAGUAUUUUGAGACUUUUGGGGGUUGGUCUCAGACAUACGUUGGUCACAAGACCAACAGUUCCUUGUCAUUUAGAGUUGUCUGAACAUCUUUGUGGUGUGUUUGCUUUACUCUGCUCUUCACUACCACAGAGGGUAGGUUGAAGUUGUCCUUACGUAUCUGUUUCAGCAACAGUUAAUUAACUGGAGCAUGUACAUCAAGGGGGUGUGUGUGAAGCAGUUAACAUUCUUUGAAUUAGUGUUUUGAUAGGAUUUAUAUCUUUUUAUAAAGAAUAAUGGACAUUGUUAGUUGUAACAAAUUCUAAGCAGAGAGAUUUCUACUUACUUCUUCACUCUUCCCCUCUCCACCCUCAAUUUGUCCUAGUCCCCCCAAAAUUUUGGGAGACUUCAAAAUUAUGAACAAAAAUGUGUAUCUUAAGAUCAAUAAAUCUUACAAGGCAAACAAAGACCAGUACAUCUCCAGUCAUUAUAGUCCUCAAACAAAUGGUUUUAUUAAGUUCUAAUGAGAGUUCAACAAAUAUUGUCCUUGUUUUAGCAAUAAACCAAGUUUCUGAGAGAAAUUAUUCCAAUCAUUGGAGGGAGUUUGGGACUACCUGUGAAUUGAACCUAGUUCUGUCUAGGUGACAUUACCUGUUCUUAAAAAUGUAUAGGCUGGAACAAAAGAUGUCCUUGAUUAAAAAUCACUACUCAGUAGAUAAUACAGUACAAACAUGAAUGCCUUUCAUGUAAAACACAACCUUGCUAAAAUGUUUAAGUUUAUAAUUGCUUUCGUUUAGCAUGUGAACAGACCUUUUUGAAUUUAUGUACAGAAUAGCACAAAGACAACAAAUGUAACUUUUGAAAAGCUGGAAGAGCUUUGUGCACCUCCUUUUCUCAAUCCUGCACAGCCUUGAGAGGGAAGGAAAUAAUAUCCCACAAGGACCUGCUGAUGCAUACUGGAAAAUUGUGCGCAUAGCUUGUAUUUUCUGAAACAAUCUUGUGGUCUAAGUAUGGGAUUCUUUGGUCAGCUUUUCCAUCCUUCUUAAUGUAUCUGCACCUUCAUUGGUAAAUCAUUGGUGCCUAACAUUGCUUAUAAGAACUUCUGUAUUCAUUCCAGUAGAAGGAGGCAGAGCUCUCUGUGCUAGACACACACACACACACACACACACGGCAGGGACUGGUGGAUUGCCUCCAUUCUGUUCCAUCAUUCAUCUGCCAUUUUAUGACACCUUGGAUUGAGCCUAGCUUUCUCCCAGUGAGAAAGGAGAAUUUUAUAAAGUUGGUAAUGGAUUUGACGCAAGAAAAAAAGGUUAUUUCUUUGGAUGCACUAAAUUUAAACAUUUAUAUUUGUUGACUUUUCACAGCAGUGCAGCAGCAUGGCAGCGCUCUUCUGCAAUGCAAGGCCAAACAAACUUUUAAAGCCUCUUAAAAGAGAACUCCACUGUGUGCCAAAACCCCCACAUUUUAUAUUUUGAAAUACAGCUCUGGAAGAACCAAAAAUUCGGACAUAGUUUUCUGGGUCACUAAAUACUUCCGGUAAUUCAGAAUUCCCAAAUUCUGGGGGAGAAAAUCCUUGUAGAACCAUUUUGUAAGCAUGCCUAAAAGGAUGUGGUGAUUUUUGAUUGACACACCUUCUAAGUAUUCAGUAUUUAGCGUUAAAAAUAAAAGCUGCCCAUUGAGACUUUGCCUUGCUUUAAGUAAAAAUGAGAGCUGCACAGUGUAGCAGGGUAGUCUUUGUGUUCAUACCAAGCAAAUGUUUUUGUUCAAUAUUCAGCCUUGCAUAACUUAAUGUACAGUUCGGUCCAUCAGGUAGACUGUGAGAAAUCUUCUACAGUUACAGCAGCUGAAGUGCCAGGGUAUGCAUCCUACUUUUUGGAAAUGAAUCUGGGUAGGCAGGCAAUUCUUACCAGGGUUGCAUUUUGCCUGUCGGGAUGAAAAUUCCUGUAGUUGCAACUGAGAACCUGCUUUCCGGUGUCUAGUUGAGCAAGUCCUACUUUGUGCUUGCUUUUGCCAAUCCUUGCCAGGAUAGUUUUGAAGGAAACAGAAUCACUGCCUCCCCUAGAAGUUGCUUUUGCGUAUCGGCCAGCAGUAAUUGAGGCUGUGCCUGUGUCACAUUCCCAUAACAGAAGUCUCUCUCCUCAUUUUUAAGGUUGACUGUGGUUAAUGGAACUGCUCUGACCUGCUGCUGCUGCUACAUCCUGAUCUUGGAACAUUUUGCUCUCGCAGGUUCCUUUAAUGUAAGGGAUGGGUCUGGUGACAAACUGUGAAGAAAGCCACUGUCCAAAAACAGCACAAUAAUAGUAUUGUAUAUAAAACGUUCCUUAGAAAGCGUUCCUAUCAUAACUCAAUUGUGUAGAUAAUUAUUACUGGAAUAAAUGACUUCUUUGUGAAUAGAAA